Cydia amplana is the source of this 1358-nucleotide messenger RNA. RefSeq names its product protein dissatisfaction (gene dsf). Lineage: Eukaryota; Metazoa; Arthropoda; Insecta; Lepidoptera; Tortricidae. Gene Ontology annotation, molecular function: nuclear receptor activity; zinc ion binding; RNA polymerase II cis-regulatory region sequence-specific DNA binding. The record is from RefSeq and is a predicted model, not a curated record. Gene Ontology annotation, biological process: cell differentiation; anatomical structure development; regulation of transcription by RNA polymerase II. The coding region runs from base 1 to 1320 and encodes 439 amino acids. The transcript has 11 exons.
AUGACGGAGUUUUAUGGUGAUCGUCUACUGGACAUCCCCUGUAACGUUUGCGGUGACAGAAGCUCUGGCAAGCACUAUGGAAUCUACAGCUGUGAUGGUUGUUCCGGCUUCUUCAAGCGAUCGAUCCACAGGAACAGGGUGUACACAUGCAAGGCGGGCGGGGAGAUGAAAGGCCGGUGCCCUGUGGACAAGACCCACAGGAACCAGUGCCGCGCCUGCCGGCUCGCCAAGUGCUUCCAGGCCAACAUGAACAAGGACGCAGUCCAGCACGAGCGCGGGCCGCGCAAGCCGAAGCUACACGUGGGCGCGCUGGCGCUGCCGCCUCCGAUGGCGCACGCACACAAGCCGCACGCGCUCAAGCUGUCACCACCCUCACCGUACGCACCGCUGCCGCAGACCUUCAACUUCCAAUUCAGUAUGAGCAGCAGCAUGAGCGAGCCAGCGCCGCUGAGCGCGGCGUCGUCAGCGGGGUCGAGCGGCGCUGGCGGAGCGGGCGCCGUCAGUCCGUUACCGUUGGUGCCCGAGCCGUUCCUGCCGCCGCCGCCACUGCUGCACAUGCUCAUGUCCAGCGACAAGUGCCAGGAACUGAUGUGGAGCGCUAAGCAGCUGCAGCUCCAAGGCGACCCCUCGCUCCUUCGGCCUCCGCCGAGCGCCUUUGGUGCUCCGCUGGCGCCUACAUGGGAACUUUUACAAGAGACGAGCGCUCGGCUGUUAUUCAUGGCAGUGCGCUGGGUGCGGUGCCUGGCGCCGUUCCAGGCGCUGACGCCGGCAGACCAACUGGUACUGCUGCGCGCCGCGUGGAAGGACCUGUUCCUACUACACCUGGCGCAGUGGUCGGCGCCUUGGGAUCUGGCGCCGCUCUUGGCUGCACCGGCGGCGCGCGCUCGCCUGCCGCCCGACCCGCUGGCCGAUCUGGAGCUCAACACACUGCAGGAAAUACUAUGCCGUUUUCGGCAGAUAGCGCCCGACGGUAGCGAGUGCGGCUGCAUGAAAGCAAUCGUGUUGUUUUCGCCAGAUACUCCUGGCUUGAGUGAGACGCAACCAGUAGAGAUGUUGCAAGACCAGGCGCAGUGUAUCCUCGCCGACUACGUCCGCACAAGAUAUACAAGACAACCAACGAGAUUCGGGCGCCUGCUGCUGUUGCUGCCGUCGCUGCGGGCGGUGCGCGCGCGCUCCAUCGAGCUGCUCCUGUUCCGAGACACCGUGGGGGACGUGUCCGUCGCCACCUUGCUCCACGACAUGUACCGGAUGCAGCCAGCGCCAGCACCGGCCUUCGGGCCGCCGCACCCUCCUCCAACUGAACAUUGCGCCUCUCCUUAGAUUUGAAGACAACAAACAGACUCUUCAGAAUCAUUCAG